AUGCCUCGUCGCCAUUCUUUGUCGUCGUUCACUAUGACGACUCACACACACAAGCACAUUCCCACAUCGGCCACAUCACACCCUGACAAUCCGAUACCCACUGAGCCCGUCUCCAUUCCACAAGGCAGCAUGUCGCCAUCUAAGCGAUCCGUACACUCACAAUCGCAAUCGCCACGCUCAUCGGGCGACUCGCUGGGCGAGUCAAUGGCUUGGUCCGAGGGAUAUCUUGAAUCUGGCAUCUCGACGCCCUCAACCGAGUUGUACGACCAGUUCGAGGACAUGACACCCAAGGAUAAGAAGAGUCCAAUCGAAAAAGAGGUCACCAAGCGCCGCGCUUCGACACAUCUGAUCACAUCGUCGGCCGACGACAUUCGCAAGCUGCUCGGAACUGGCGAGACGGGUACCAAGUUCCUACAAAACUACUGCUGUGGAGCGGCUGCGAACUGCUGUAAGAUCAAAACUCUACCUCCGGACACAACCCGCCCUGGUUUCAUCCCCGUCGUACUACCCGACAGUGACGCCUUUCGGGGGUUAAACCUCAAGAUCAAUGCCUUGACUCUCGACACUGGUCUUAGCGAUCUCGUGGAACUUCCCAAGCCCAAAUACUCACUGGAAUCUGUCUCGAAGGACGAGGCCAGUAGUCAUCAAAGCACGGUUGACGUCCACCCGCCUACCUUUGUUCAGCCCCACCCUCCUUACGAUGUCUAUUCUGCACCUGUAUUCCACGCCCGCCAGCUUACCAAUGAAGGCGCCGAAAAGCGCACCGUCCACUUUGAUAUCGACAUCACCGAUUACCCCAAGGAAGGCGAUAUUGACUUUAAGGUCGGUGGUGCCGUUGGUAUCUGUCCUCCCAAUGACGCAUCCGUCGUCGACACCAUUUUCAACAGGAUUGGUACACCCAAAUUUGUCCGCGACAAGCCUGUGGUGCUCAAGACUGAGGGAGGACGAUGGCCUACAAUCUGGGGAGAUGAGAAGCCUCGCGAGCUGCUUACCACACGCAGAGAGCUUCUGACAUGGUGCGUGGACAUUGCAUCUUCCCCACCGACCAAGCAACUCUUCCGUGUUCUGGCCGAAUAUGCAGAUGCGAAGAACGAGCGCAAGAUCCUCGAAUACAUGGCUAGUGCUCAAGGUCAAGGCGCUUUCUGCGACCUUCGCGUUGGACCCAACAUCACACUGCUACAGCUUCUGGAGGCCUUCCCUUCAUCCAGACCUCCUUUCGAGAUGCUACUCAGUUGUCUCAAUCAGCUUAUGCCUCGAUUCUAUUCCCUCUCCAAUGAUCCUCACGUUUCUUCAGACAGAGAAGGACUCGCCGGACGACGCAUCAUCGAAAUUGCAGUCACGGUCCACGAAAACCCAAACUGGGAUGGAAAGAUGAGGACUGGAGUUGGUUCUGGAUACCUCGAGCGCGUUGCUCGCCAUUUCAUCGACGCUGAGAAGAAGGCGAAGCAGUCGGGCGGCGAAGUCGAGAUGCCAAGCGUGCGCAUACCAAUGUUCCGUGGAUUGAUGGCCAACCCUCUCUCAAAGAAGUUCGAUUCGGACGGCCCAAUGAUCAUGAUUGGUGCUGGUGUGGGCAUGGCCCCCUUCCGUGGCUUCAUCCUCAAUCGUCUACGCAAUUCGAAGUGUGCCAACAAGAUUUGGCUGAUCCAGGGUGUACGAGACUCGACCUUGGAUGAGAUCUACUCUGGAGAGCUGGGCGACCACGAACAGCAAAUCAAGAAGGUUGUCCAAUCUCGCGCCAAGCCUCCUCCAGUUGACCAAUCGGACGCUGGGGUUAUUGAAAUUCAACCCAAGAAGGGUGGUGAAGUAACUGGCAAAGUCGUAUCAGAGUCUCAAGCAAACAAGGCGGCCAAGUACGUUCAGGACGAAGUACGUCUACAGGCAGACAUUGUCUGGUUUGUCAUCAAUGCUCUCGAUGGUCGUAUCUUCGUCUGUGGAAGCUCAAGAGGCAUGGGCGAAGGUGUAGAGGAAGCUCUCAUCGACGUAGCCAUGGACAAGGGCAAUCUCAACUUCGAAGAGGCCAAGGAUUUCUGGGCACAGAAGAGGGAUGACGGUCAAUACGUUGCAGAAACCUGGUGA
Aureobasidium uvarum is the source of this 2076-nucleotide messenger RNA. The record is from the annotation of a GenBank genome assembly. NCBI's taxonomy places the organism in Eukaryota, Fungi, Ascomycota, Dothideomycetes, Dothideales, Saccotheciaceae.